AUGCAAGCACCAGUCGAAUUGUUGUUAGAGCCUUAACACAUCCAAUAAUUUUAAAAAGAAUUGAAUGUUUUAUUAGCAAAGCAAAAAAAUUUUGGUGGCAAAGAACCAAUAGUAAAGAUAGAAGUGUGUCAGAAAGAGUCAAUAAGAUACUACAAAGGAGAUAAUAAAAAAUAAAAUUAUUUAAAAAUAUACGUGGUCCAACCAACUUUUGUUGCAUAAAUAAGAAACUUCUUAAAAAGUGAUAAUAGAAUGGUGUGUGAUAUGGAGUUACCACAAUUGACAUUUGAAUCAAACAUACCAUAUGCAUUAAGAUUUAUGAUUGAAUAUGAUAUCGUAGGUAUGGGUUGGAUAGAGUUGAAGGAUUACAUAAUAAGAGAGAAUAAAAACAAAAUAUCAUCUUGCUAGAUAGAAGUGAAUAUAGAUUGCUAAUUUGUAAAAGCCAUUCCUUUGGAUGAAAAAUCAGAGAUUGCUCCCUUGCGAAUUUUAUCAUUUGAUAUUGAGUGUGCAGCUGAGAAGGGAUUUCCAAAUGAGGAACAUGAUCCCAUAAUCUAGAUUGCCUGUAUUGUCAAAGUGCAUAAUCGAAAUGAGGAAUUAAUCAGAGUUGUAUUUACACUGGGUGAUUGCGAGAAGAUUCCAGGAGCCUGGGUUAAGUCCUUUUAGAAAGAAGAAGAUUUACUAAAUGAAUUUUAAGUGUUCUUUUAAGGGUUAGACCCUGAUAUUAUAAUUGGUUAUAAUAUUUAGAAUUUUGAUAUACCUUACAUAUUGAAUAGGGCCCAAAAUUUGAAGUUGAAGAAUUACGGUAAAUUUGGUAGAAUUCCAACAGACUAAUCAACAAUUAAGAAUGGCAAAUUCUUGAGUAAGGCUAUGGGAAUGAGAGAAACCAAAGACAUUAACAUUGAAGGGAGAAUCCAAUUGGAUAUGAUGAUUCACAUGAUGAAAGAACACAAACUGUCUUCAUUUUCAUUGAAUAAUGUUAGUUUUUAAUUCUUAAAACAAUAAAAAGAAGAUGUGCAUUAUUCAAUUAUUUAUACUCUUCAAAAUAAAAACCCAGAGACAAGAAAAAGAAUAGCAGUAUAUUGUCUAAAAGACGCUGAAUUGCCAAUAUUAUUGAUGGAUAAAUUAUGUUGUCUUUAUAACUAUGCGGAAAUGGCAAGAGUCACAGGUGUACCAGUCAAUUAUCUAUUUAUGAGAGGUUAACAGAUAAAGGUGGCAUCUUAGUUAUUGAGAAAAGCCAAACAUUAUGAUUUCAUAAUCCCAACUGAACAUUUCAAAUCUACAGACUAGGAGUAUUAAGGAGCAUUCGUAUUGGAUCCAGUGAAGAACUUUUACAAGGUUCCAAUUGCCACUCUUGACUUUGCCUCUUUGUAUCCAAGUAUCAUGAUGGCUCAUAACAUGUGUUACAGUACCUUGUUAAAUACGUCUCCUUUUAAGGUAGGCUUAGCUGAUGAGCAAGUUACAGUAUCUCCAGAAACUAAUGCUAUAUUUGUUAAGCCAAAUGUUAGAAAAGGAAUGCUUCCAUUGAUUCUUGAGGAUCUUAUUAAUGCGAGAAAGAAAGCAAAGAAUCAAUUAGCAUAAGAGACUGAUCCUUUUAAGAAGGCAGUAUUAGAUGGUAGACAACUUGCCUUGAAAAUAUCAGCUAAUUCAGUUUAUGGAUUCACUGGAGCUUAAGUUGGUCAACUGCCCUGUUUGGAAAUAUCAGCAUCAAUUACCAGUUUUGGUAGACAAAUGAUUCAAUUUACAAGAGAUACAGUUCUUGAACAUUAUAGUAAGAAAAAUGGAGCUGAAUUCGAUGCAGAAGUUAUUUAUGGAGAUACUGAUUCAGUUAUGGUCAAAUUUGGUGAUUAUUCAGUUGAAAAAGCUAUGGCUUUGGGAAGAGAGGCAGCAGCUUUGAUCUCAAAAAAGUUCAUUUAACCUAUCAAACUUGAAUUUGAAAAGGUCUAUUACCCAUAUUUAUUGAUGAAUAGAAAGAGAUAUGCUGGAUAAUUAUGGACCAAGCCUGAUAAACCAGAUAAAAUUGAUACUAAAGGUAUAGAGAGUGUUAGGAGAGAUAAUUGUUUUCUUAUUCGAAAAAUGGUUACAGAGAUCCUGAACUUCCUUCUCAUUAAACAAGAUGAAAAAUCAGCUGUUCAAUACACAAAAGAAUAGAUCAGAAAUUUGUAUUUAAAUAAAGUUGACAUCUCUGAAUUGGUUAUCACUAAAUCCCUUAAUAGCAAAAAGGAGGAUAAGGAUAAUAAUAAUAAUAAUAAUAAUAAUAAUAAUAAAGAAAAAAAGAAAAAUCAAAAUGAAGAUGAUGGAAAUAAAUUAACUAAAAAUUAUAAACAAAAAUAAGCACAUGUUGUUGUUGCUGAAAAAAUGCAGAAUAGAGAUGCAUCCAAUGCUCCAUCUGCCGGUGAUAGAAUUGCUUACAUCAUCAUUUAAGGAGCUAAAGGAACUAAAACUUAUGAAAAUGCAGAAGAUCCAGUAGAAGUCUUGGAAAAAGAUUUCCCUAUUGAUUUUGAUUACUAUGUCAAUAAUCAAAUCAAAAAACCUAUCAUGAGAUUAUUUGAAUUUGUUAUACCAAAUCCAGAGAGCAUCUUUGUAGGUGAUCACACCAUGUCAAGAUAUAUACCAAAAGUAAAUAUCAAUUCUGCCUUGGGAAAAUUUGUAUAGAAAAAAACAGCCUGUUUGAACUGCAAGAAAGUUAUCAAAGAUAAUGAAGCUUUAUGCAAUUUUUGUUUGGAUAAGACAUUAGAAAUGAUGACUAAAUCUUCAAUUAAACUUUAAGAACUGUAAAUCAAUUAUCACAAAUAUUGGACAACCUGUUAGAGUUGCCAAGGAUCUUUAUUAGGAGAUAUCUUAUGUAGUAAUCGAGAUUGCGAAAUUUAUUAUAAAAGAAUCAAGGUUCAACGUGAUCUUAAGGAAUAAUGGGAUGAAAUUGAUAAAUUAUAUGCUUAACAAUAAUGAACUCCAAAUUUUCAAAUAUUACAUUGACUAUAUAUAUAUGAAUUUAUUCAUAUUUUUCUUAUUUUUAUAUACUAAUAAAUAGUAUGUUAA
Paramecium tetraurelia is the source of this 3033-nucleotide messenger RNA. RefSeq lists its product as uncharacterized. The transcript is spliced from 3 exons. Gene Ontology annotation, molecular function: nucleotide binding; 3'-5'-DNA exonuclease activity; DNA-directed DNA polymerase activity. NCBI's taxonomy places the organism in Eukaryota, Ciliophora, Oligohymenophorea, Peniculida, Parameciidae. Gene Ontology annotation, cellular component: delta DNA polymerase complex. The record is from RefSeq and is a predicted model, not a curated record. Gene Ontology annotation, biological process: DNA replication proofreading; DNA-templated DNA replication; base-excision repair, gap-filling.